AUGUCAUCAAACGAAAAGACCUUGCUUAGUGGUGACAGAUUUAUCCCAACCUCAUCAUCCAUGCUGGCUUACAAGGUGUGGUCAGACAGAGAGUCAAGGGCUUCAGUUAUACAGUCCAACAACAAUGAAUUUAACUUUUCCAUUCGUGAUGAUUCAUUUGUAUCAACGGUAAUGCAAUCACCGACAAACAUGUCCCCGUCACCAAGGUCAACCACUAGUUCAAGCCAGUUGAGCUCAACUGGCAACUCAAGCUGUCCAGGAACCAGUUUGAUCCCAAAUGAUCUUCACCAGGAAGUGGUUGCAGAGGCAUUGAACUUCAACUGUUGCUCAAAAGUGUUUAAGUUCAACAAUGCAUAUACCCACCAGCCACAGAAAGGUCCCACCAUCCAUCAAACUGACCCCAUCGACAAAAUCAUCAGCAGGUCUGCAUCAAAAAAGCAAAAAGUCAAGGUUAAAUCAAUAAUGGCUUCGGAUAUCUUGCAGGCACCUGGAUUGAGAAAUGAUUAUUAUUCGAAUUUGAUAAGUUGGUCAACAAAGACAAAUAGAGUAAUUGUGGGCUUGGCAUCCAGAAUGUACAUGUGGGGCGCAGAUAGUCAUGUUGUUCAAAUCAAUUAUGAAAAUGAUAAUUUAAUUACUGCAGUUAGUUGCUCACAAGAGUAUUGGAUCUUGGUGGCUACGGCAAAUGGCAAGAUCCUCUUGAUUGAUCAAAAGGAAAAAGUUAACCAAGUUGUUGGCGAAUUCAAUACACCAGAAAAUAAAUGUAUCUUUUGUUUUACUUGGUUUAAUGACUCGGAACAUUUUUUGGCUGGAGAUGAUAGUGGUGAGGUAUACAUCAUGCAAAUCAAACUGUCAUCUAACCUCGAACUUGAAAUAAUCAAGACUUUUAGGGCUCAUCAACAACAAAUUUGUGGAAUCGCCCUCAACUCCACCAAUGAUGAAGUCGCGGUGGGUGCAAAUGACAAUUGUUGCUCGCUUUGGAGUUUACCCGAUUUCCAGUCACCACGAUUGAAAUUUGUGCUACCACACAAGGCCGCUAUAAAAGCAUUAAGCUUUUGCCCUUGGACGGCAUCUCUAUUGGCUACUGGUGGAGGUAGCAAAGAUCGUAAGAUUCGAUUUUGGCACACUACUAGCGGGACUUUGUUGAAGGAGUUUUACACUGAUGGUCAGAUUACGUCAUUGAUUUGGUCGAGAUACAAGAAAGAGAUUGUGGCUACAUUUGGGUUUGGUGGGUCAACAAAGUCAAAUCUUAUGAGAGUUUACACAUAUCCGGAGAUGUGUCCAGUGUUGGAAGUGAAUGCCACCAGCAAUUUACGUAUUCUCAGUGCCACAACCAGUCCCGACUUUUGUUCUGUUUGUGUAGCCACUAAUGAUUCAACAAUAAGAAUAUAUCACUUAUGGAACAGAGCAGUGGAAAUCACUCCAGCAUCAAAUUCGAGAAUCAUAGGAGCUUACGGAAGCAAUAUUAUUGAACUAGCAGAAGGUAUCAGCAUGGACUGUAUAGGUAUAAGAUGA
Messenger RNA from Lodderomyces parapsilosis, 1512 nucleotides. RefSeq lists its product as uncharacterized. The transcript is spliced from 2 exons. Gene Ontology annotation, cellular component: anaphase-promoting complex. Gene Ontology annotation, biological process: positive regulation of ubiquitin protein ligase activity; positive regulation of anaphase-promoting complex-dependent catabolic process; anaphase-promoting complex-dependent catabolic process. The record is from RefSeq and is a predicted model, not a curated record. Lineage: Eukaryota; Fungi; Ascomycota; Pichiomycetes; Serinales; Debaryomycetaceae. Gene Ontology annotation, molecular function: protein binding; anaphase-promoting complex binding; ubiquitin ligase activator activity. Bases 1 to 1512 code for a protein of 503 amino acids.